CAGCCGCCAGUUUUCGGUCAAUAAAACUGAGAAAAAACACAGGGGAAGUGCCCUCCUUACCCACUGUAAGGAGAAAAUGUCAAAGAACUGUGGAAAGCCAAUCAGACACUUUACGUGCCGUGCCGCCUAUAAGGUAGUACCCAAACCCUGCCGUUUGAAGUGUUAAGGCUUUUCUGUUCAAUAUUCAGUGCUAGUCAUGGAGUUUCCAGAUGUUUACGAGUGGAUAUGUCUUGCAUGUGGAUGGAAGGGACGAGGGAUUGAAUCGAACGAGCUUACCUUUUUUUAUGAUGGUAAAUAUUCAGUAUCACUUUGCGCCAAGCCUUACGAAGAAAAAAUGUCUCUCACUUUCAAUUUCCUUGAGGGUAACAAUUUCUUAGGGAAAUAUGAGAUUGGGAGAUAUGAUAUAGGGAAUUGUAUGGAAGAAUCAAUGCAAAACAAUUUGCUUCCAGUGCUGUUAUGGAUGUUUAUUGAUCCAUUCAUACUUCGUUCCUCAAAAGUUAUCUGUACUGAAGCUUUCUCAAGAUUCUUGGACAUGUUCCGGGAAUUGAAGUUAGAGCCACGCAUAAUUGAACCCAAAAAGUACAGGCUUGUAUUUAACUCUCUAAUCUGUGCUGGAUGUACUUUUUUCCCAAAUCCCAUGGACGAUGAACUUGUGCUCGAAAUUUUGGCACAAACACAACAAAAUACUCUGAUACUCAUGGGCUUGGAGGGAACACACCGUUUCAUGGGUUUUUUGGCUUCCACUUUAUUUUUGUUUAGCUUCUCAUCCUCUAAGUUCCAUCGUUCAUGGACGCAAAGUAUUUUUAAGAGGGAGUCAAGCAAUCAGCGAUUGUGGAUGCAAUGGAUUUUUGAGAGAGUGUCAAGAAUUUCAUACAACUCAAGCACUGAGGGAUCGUGGAUAAUUACGUCCUACUCUCCACUCUCCGCCUUGAAGACGGAAGAAAAAUAUUCGGGCUUCAGGGAAAAAGCACAUCUAAAAUGGGCCGAUGUAGAUCGAGAUCGUCUACGUUGGGGUUUGAAUAACCACCAGCUGCAAUGCACUCUUCAAUUCGAACCAGUUGUCAAUGUCUGCUCCGAUUGCAUUAAAGUGUCCUUGCAUCUGGAUAACGUCAGGUGCGACGUGCUUUCUUUGGAAGGAAUUUCAGAUGAAAGUAUACGUGGUUUACCAAAAGAACGACACUUCCCGGCCAAGAUCUGUUUGACAAUUGGCCCUGAGAAUGGAUUUAGCGUCCAGGGUGUUUCCUUGAGUGUCUCAUCGUCCAACCCUAUCACAGACAUUGGUAAGGGGUACAACUACGAGGCCGCAGUCCAAACUGAUAUGGUGGGUCUCAAGGCUUCCAAAUCAACUACAUCCACAGAGAGGAUCAAGAAAUGGAACUUCCAGCACUCUGUCUUCAAUAAUACCAAUGCAAAAUUAGACUGGACUCUAUAUGAUUCAACCACUGGGAAGCCAGUAUUUAAGACUCAACCUCCAAAGAUUUCAAUUUUCAGCGGCAAAUCUGUGAGUUCCUUUGAUAAAGCUUUCACUGAGGAAGGAGGAGUAGUCUUUGCCAGGGACGAUUAUGGAAAGCCAGUAACAUGGAAGAUCUACAGGAAUUUCGAGGGACAAACAUUGAAAUGGAUUGUAAGAGCUUCCAUCUGGUUAACCUAUUGGCCAAAUGCAUACGGUAUUCACUAUUGCGAGACCAAACGCCAUGAUUUUCGUCAAGUAGUUGAUCUAACAUUGUCACACUCUUCGUCAUCCUCAUCCAAUUGAAUUUUCAGAGUGGUAGCCAAUUUCAGGUUACUUGUACUAGUAUCAAAUGAGCUUCUAAAGGCGAUUCCGGCAGCAGUUUCCAGCUUUUAAGUUAGAGUUUUAAGGGAGAUUUUAGCUGCAUUUCCAAUAGAAGUAUAAAAUGCUCUUGUAUUAUUCUAAAUUUAAUCUGUAAACUUACAUCAAAUUGUUUGACAUCAUGUGAUAAAUGAAGAUCCUGAUUAAUAAACCAAGUAAUAUUUAUUAAACGUA
Molecule: messenger RNA, 2005 nt
Organism: Cryptomeria japonica (Japanese cedar)
Lineage: Eukaryota; Viridiplantae; Streptophyta; Pinopsida; Cupressales; Cupressaceae
Exons: 2
Coding region: 197-1756 (519 amino acids)
Source: RefSeq, a predicted model, not a curated record